Molecule: messenger RNA, 563 nt
Organism: Danio rerio (zebrafish)
Lineage: Eukaryota; Metazoa; Chordata; Actinopteri; Cypriniformes; Danionidae
Source: RefSeq, a predicted model, not a curated record
AGUGAUUGGUUUAAAAGCUUCACAGGCUCUGACCAAUAGAAGGCAAGCACGCUCUAUUAAAUGCUGUCUGUCUCAGUCGAAAGUCAUUCAUUCUUCUCUUUGCUAAAGAUAAGAAGGAAGCAGUGAUCAACAUGAGCGGACGAGGCAAAACCGGAGGCAAGGCCAGAGCAAAGGCUAAGACUCGCUCAUCGAGAGCUGGUCUUCAGUUCCCAGUUGGUCGUGUCCACAGGUUGCUCCGCAAGGGCAACUACGCCGAGCGCGUUGGUGCCGGUGCCCCAGUGUACUUGGCCGCUGUGCUCGAGUAUCUGACAGCUGAGAUUCUGGAGUUGGCUGGAAACGCUGCUAGGGACAACAAAAAGACCCGUAUCAUCCCCCGUCACCUGCAGCUGGCGGUGCGCAAUGACGAGGAGCUGAACAAGCUUCUGGGCGGAGUGACCAUCGCUCAGGGUGGUGUGCUGCCCAACAUCCAGGCUGUGCUGCUGCCCAAAAAGACGGAGAAGGCCGCCAAAGGCAAAUAAACUGCUGCAAUUUGACUCGAAACAAAGGCUCUUUUCAGAGCCACC